AUGCCUCGAGAUCCGCUCAUCGGUCUGGUUGGCAAGCCGUCGGCCGGCAAGAGCACCACGCUCAACAGUCUCACAGACGCCUCGUCAAAAGUUGAAUGCGCCUGCGCGCGCCACGGCGUCUCGGACCGCUGCCGACCCAACUACGGCGCCUGCAUCGACGGCCGCCGCUCCGUGCCCAUCGAGCUCCUCGACGUCGCCGGCCUCGUGCCGGGAGCGCAUCAGGGCAAGGGCCUAGGCAAUAAGUUCCUCGACGACCUGCGACACGCCGACGCGCUGAUACACGUGGUGGACGCCUCGGGCACCGUCGACGCCGAGGGCAAAGAGACGCGCGGCUACGACCCGUCGGUCGACAUCGCCUGGCUGCGCGGCGAGAUCGUGGCCUGGAUCCGCGGGAAUCUGAUGGAGAAGUGGGGAUCGAUCCGGCGGCGGCACAUGGCGAUCAAGGCGACGGCCGUCGAGACGCUGCAGGGCCAGUUCUCGGGAUACGGAAGUACCUCCAAUGUCGUCGCGCGGGCGCUGGACCGGUUGGGCAUCAAGGAGCCGCUCGAGGAUUGGGACGCCGAGACGAUUGACCGCGUCGUCAACGCCUUUACCGACGAAAAGUUCCCGACCGUCAUUGCGCUCAACAAGAUUGACCACCCGGACGCCGACAAGAACAUUGCCAAGAUUGCAAAGAUGCAGGACCCCAACACGAUCGUGCUGUGCUCCGCCAUUUCGGAGAUUUUCCUGCGCAAGAUGGCCAAGCAAGGGUACAUCAAGUACACGGAAGGCAGCGAGUUCGUCGACACGCGGGAGGACCUGAUCGAGCAGGGGGACCCGACGGGUGGCGGACUCAAGGAGCUGGACGAGAAGAACCGCAACCGGAUAGAGAACCUCAAGGACAUGGUGCUCUACCGCUUCGGGUCGACGGGCGUGGUGCAGGUGCUCUCCAAGGCGGCCGAGAUCCUGGGCCUCGUCCCGGUGUUCCCGGUGCGCAACACCACCUCCUUCACCUCCGGCGCUGCCGAGUCCAAAUUUGUCUUCCGGGACUGCGUGCUGGUCAAGAAGGGCACCACGGUCGGCGAGGCGGCGCGCAAGGUCAUGGGCGACGCGCCCAUUGCGUAUAUCGAGGGCGCCGGCGGCCAGAGGGUCGCGGAAGACCACCUCGUCACGGUUGGGAAGAACGAUAUCUUGUCGUUCAAGGUUGGAAGAGCUUGA
This is a messenger RNA of Colletotrichum fioriniae, 1197 nucleotides long. Lineage: Eukaryota; Fungi; Ascomycota; Sordariomycetes; Glomerellales; Glomerellaceae. The record is from RefSeq and is a predicted model, not a curated record.